CAAUACAUACCCAGCAAACCCGGUAAAUAUGGUAUAAAGAUAUUUGUAUUGGCUGACGCACGAACCUUCUAUACAAAUAAUAUGGAAAUUUAUGUUGGCGAAAAUGAUGGGCCUUAUGAUCACAGUAAUUCACCAAGUGAAGUCGUCAAACGCUUAGUAGAACCUAUAAAGAAUAGUCAUCGUAACAUAGUGAUGGACAAUUGGUUCACUAGUUUUCCGCUAUUACGUGAUUUGCUCAAUGAUUAUGGUUUGACAGCAUUGGGUACUUUGAGAAAGAAUAAAGCUGAAAUUCCACCUGUAUUUACCGCUACCAAAGACCGGGAAGUUCACAGUUCUCUUUUUGGAUUUCAAGAUGAUUGUACUGUUGUGUCUUAUGUUCCAAAGAAAAAUAAAGUCGUGCUCUUGGCGUCAACUGUGCACCAUGAUGGCAAAAAAGAUUCUGGAGAAGAAAAAAAGCCCGAGAUGAUAAUGGACUAUAAUAGAACGAAAUGUGGCGUUGAUGUUGUAGAUGAGAUGUGUGCUACCUACUCAGUAGCACGAGCUACCAAAAGAUGGCCAUUGGUUUUGUUUUAUGGUAUUUUGAACGUCAGCGGCAUUAACGCGUAUGUGAUAGUGAAGGCAAAUAAAGUAAAUAGUGGAGCUGUGAUGGCUCAGAAAAGGAUCGCUUUGAAAUAA
Melitaea cinxia (Glanville fritillary) is the source of this 675-nucleotide messenger RNA. RefSeq lists its product as uncharacterized. The transcript has a single exon. NCBI's taxonomy places the organism in Eukaryota, Metazoa, Arthropoda, Insecta, Lepidoptera, Nymphalidae. Bases 82 to 675 code for a protein of 197 amino acids. The record is from RefSeq and is a predicted model, not a curated record.